Messenger RNA from Arabis nemorensis, 219 nucleotides. The record is from the annotation of a GenBank genome assembly. Lineage: Eukaryota; Viridiplantae; Streptophyta; Magnoliopsida; Brassicales; Brassicaceae.
AUGUUGAUGAUGAAGCAUGUACAGGUGAUAAAACAUGUUGAUGCAAUGAAGAAGUUGAAAGUACAAGGAAAAGGAAGAGAAGAGAUUAGUAAGGAAACUACAAAGAUGAAGGUGAAGAAGCAAACGAAGAAAGAGACAAGUGUUGUGGAAAAUGAUGAUCUUGUCGCCUAUACUGCUGAUUACUGGCAACCAAGGCACCAUCCUCCCAAGAACAACUAA